This is a messenger RNA of Pyrenophora tritici-repentis Pt-1C-BFP, 2157 nucleotides long. The record is from RefSeq and is a predicted model, not a curated record. NCBI's taxonomy places the organism in Eukaryota, Fungi, Ascomycota, Dothideomycetes, Pleosporales, Pleosporaceae.
AUGUCCACCCAGUUCCCAGACGGCAAUGCCGCCGACGCGCCCCAUGUGGGAGACGCCUCGGGCAGCGACGCCAACCCUACCGCCGGUGCAACGAUCAGCCCCGGUAAGAGCGCGAGGUCUUUCGCUAGACCUACCGUGGCUUCCACCGCCCGCAGCAGCGCCUUGCCACGCGCUACCGGGUCCGCCAACUUACGCCAAAUCAGCAACCCAGCUGUACCUGGCGCCUUCGGAAACGAGCAGCUAGAGCAGCAGGGCUAUGACGCCGACUCAGAUAACGACGAGGCCGACAUUACCCAAAUCCACCAUCUAGUACCAUCGCGCCCGUUAUCACCUGUCGUAGACGCUCAAGACUCUAGCGACUCCUUUCAACCGUCCCCGCCUAACGUCACUACAACCCGCGGCCGCGCAGGCUUUCAGUACCCCGCUCUCCGACAGCGGUCGGACGCCCAGCGCACUGAUAACCCCUUUACGUACCAAACAGAAGACGGCAACCAUACUAGCUACGCCCUCUCUCCGCCUACAUGGGACCCGCUACCCUCGCCUACGCCACGCACAGAGGGGACUACCUCAAAGCCCGUCCGCAAAGUCAUUGGCUACGUAAUCCCCAAAACUGACUUGCCUCAAGGCAGUCAGCCAACUCUAGCCGCCUAUGAGUACGACGCCAACGGCGAGCCCAGGCUAGUAGGAGAACUUGACGAAGCUUUUGUUAAAGGCUCAACCACGGAAGCUGGAGAGAAACUCUACCAGUUCUGCUUUGACACCGUCCACACCCUACAUAACGACCUCGCCAAUCUUCAAGAGCGCCUGACGGACGCUCAGGAAGACCUCAUCGACGAGCGCGUCGCCAAACUCAACUCCGAAAAGCAGGUAAAGUUCCUUACAAACCAGCUUCAAGAGGUGAGAGGCAGCCUCCACGUAGCCAACCAAGACCUCCAGUCGAAACUCGACACCGCUGAGCGACGAGCCGAACGCUACCUCCAGCGCAAGGAGGAGUACAAGACCGCCCUUAACCAAGAGUCUACCGCGCACGGCGAAACCAAAGAAAAGCUUAAAGCCUAUGCUAGCACCGCGCGCCCAUCUCUACGCGGCAAACCGCAUGACUCCAUCUCUGACGAAUCAGAUGGACCCGUUAGCGUACGCCGCCACCGCUCAGCUACCAAACUUAGCCCUGACGCUCCGCUGCCCGCCACAACGCAGCGACGAUCUAAACAACCUGAACCCGCGGUCUUUGAGGGCCCUACAGGCACAAAGGCCUCUACCUACCAGAAAUGGAAACUCGACAUGCAGAGCUGGUUCCGUGCCCAUCCGUACCCUUUCGCCAACAACGAGGAGGAGCAACUAGACUACAUCCGCAUGAAAACCACCGGCGUAGCCUGGGAUAAUAUCUCGAGCGGAUGGUUUGUCGAAGGAGACGAGUUCCAUACUGCACAAGAAGCGUGGGAUAUCCUCGACGCCUGCUACGGCCGUUUGAAUACCCGCCUAGAUGCCCACAACUUCUACGAAAAGGAAGGCUUCAUGAAGCCUGGUGAGACUAUCACCUCCUACCUGGCCCGCUUCAAAGCCGGCGUCGCUCCCUUGAAAUGGGACGACGAGGAAAAGACUCUGCAAGCCUACAAGAAGUUGCCAGACCAGUGGCGCAGCCGAGCGGAGCACCUCAUGAGCGACGACACCUUCACCAAGGACUUUGCCAAGUUCAGCCACAAGCUCCGACACCUCGAACAACUUCACUCCGCCCUCCAGCCCUCUCACAACCCUAGCAAGGGUAAUAGUGGAGGUAGCGGUCGUGGCGGCGGCGGCAAUAACCGCAACCGCAAUCGCAACGCCGACAACGCGCAGCCCAAAGGCAGCGGAGCCAACCAAUUUAUUAUCAACAAACCCUACAGGGAGCGCACUGUCAUGGAGACCCAGGUCCUAGCUGAAUUGGAACGCUGCUUCAAGUGCACCCGUGCAGGCCACAAGUCUAACUCCGACGACGCGCCCUGCAAGGACAUGGACAAGCUCACUUCAAUGGGCCGCUACCCCGAAGUCCUCACCGCCUUGAACGAAGCCCGCAAGGCCGCCGGCGUCCCUAUCCCUAAGGCCGCCGUACGCAUUAACGCCGUCCGAGCCCCUACUCCUCCAGCGGCCGCCUCUGACGCCCGCUCGGAAAACGAGUAG